Molecule: messenger RNA, 1306 nt
Organism: Paramecium tetraurelia
Lineage: Eukaryota; Ciliophora; Oligohymenophorea; Peniculida; Parameciidae
Exons: 4
Biological process (GO): intracellular signal transduction; protein phosphorylation
Cellular component (GO): nucleus; cytoplasm
Molecular function (GO): MAP kinase activity; ATP binding
Source: RefSeq, a predicted model, not a curated record
AUGGACAUCAAAGAAUAAUAUGCCUAGUACACUCAAAAAAAUUACACAGCCAAUGUGUUUAAAGUAGGGGAUCACAAUUUCAUAUUGGAUAAAAGGUACAAUCCCACAAACCAAUUGGGAAGUGGAGCCUACGGAGUGGUGUUGCAAGCAGAUGAUUUGAAGGCUCCUCCUGAAGGGCCUAAGAAAGUGGCAAUAAAGAAAAUCGAGAAGACUUUUUAACACCGUUUUUAUGCUAAACGUACUUUGAGAGAAUUGAAAAUAUUGAGGAAUCUUAAACAUGAAAAUAUUGUUAAUUUAAUCACGAUUGCUUUGCCCAAAUCCAGAGUAUCAAUGAAUGACAUUUAUUUGGUUACAGAAUUAUUAGAUACUGACUUACGUAAAGUUUUGGAAAGAGAACAUGCAAAAUUAACAGAAGAUCAUUAUAAGUUAUUUCUGUAUCAAAUCUUGAGGGGAAUUAAAUAUAUGCAUUCUGCCAAUAUUUUACAUAGAGAUUUAAAGCCAAGAAAUAUCCUCUUAAAUAAAGAAGAUUGCAUGUUAAAAGUCUGCGAUUUUGGUUUGAGCAGAGCAUUGCUCAGUCAAGGACUCAAUGGCUAGAAUCCAAAUGUGAUGACUGAUUAUGUGGAAACUAGAUAUUAUCGAGCUCCUGAAUUGCUUCUAGGAUUGAAACAAUACACCAAGGCUGUAGAUAUGUGGUCAGUAGGUUGCAUUUUUGCUGAAAUUGUACGUGGCAAAGCACUGUGGAGAGGAGCAUCUGCAGAAUCUUAAUUAAAAUUAAUAUUUGAAACUAUGGGAACUCCAAAUAAACAAGAUAUCAAGAAUUAUAAAGAUCCUUUCUUCUAACAAAAGAUGUUAGAAGCUGUGGUUCAUUUGGGAUAAUUUUAGAAAGUUCCACUGGACAAAAUCAUCAAAGGAAUUUCUCCUCAAGGGUAUGAUUUAUUAGAAAGGCUACUGGAUAUCGAUUUCACUAAAAGAAUUACAGCAGAUGAAGCAUUGGCUCACCCUUAUUUCGAGGAUCUUCAUUCUCCAGAAGAUGAGCCAUAUCGUCAACCAGUGAGUGACAAAGAAUUUGAAUUUGAAUUGUAUGAGUUAACCACAGAAUAAUUAAAAGACAUGGUUUAUGAGGAAAUACUAUUAUAUCAUUUCCCUGAUUUUAGAAAAGAAUAUGAAAGAAAAAUUGCAGAAAAUGAAAGUGUUAUUAAACAUAUCUUAACAGGAUAAAGUGCAAGGUUAAUAGAUCCAUUAGCAGAUGAUGAUUUUCCUGAUUUUUAAUGAUAAACAUUGUUAAUCUUUCAUGAAACCUCUUUUA